Molecule: messenger RNA, 1542 nt
Organism: Sesamum indicum (sesame)
Lineage: Eukaryota; Viridiplantae; Streptophyta; Magnoliopsida; Lamiales; Pedaliaceae
Gene: PTAC5
Product: plastid transcriptionally active 5
Biological process (GO): chloroplast organization
Cellular component (GO): chloroplast
Molecular function (GO): protein disulfide isomerase activity
Source: RefSeq, a predicted model, not a curated record
GUUAUUUUAGUUCUUAACGGCCGUUAUUACCAGUUUUUAACUAUAAUUCAACCGUCAAAGUCUCUAGAAAUAUCUUCCAUUAAAUCUCCCACCACCAUGAGUACAUAAAUAUACAGACAUACACCAUAUCUCUGUAGCUUUUCAAGAAUCUCCAGGCAGAAACACACACACACAGAGGGAGGUGUAGAAAAUGUUGCCAUCUGCACUACCUUUAAGCUCGAGCAUCACACUGCCUCUACUUCAAAAACCCCAUAUCCUCGCCUUUUCCUUGAGACCCUUGUCAAAAUCCCACGUAUGCUUCACAUUUUCAUCCUCAAACGAAAACCCGAUUGGCGAAGAGGCCCGCUGGCUGAGGGAGGAGCAGCGGUGGUUGAGGGAGGAGCAGCGGUGGCUAAGGCGCUGUUGCAAGAAAUAAACACCCUUAAGCUUAGAAUCCAAGAGCUUGAACGGCUCAAUUCUCUUCAGGGAGCCUCAGUUUCCGAAACUGUUGCGAGUAUUGCCAAACUACUGCAGGUUGUGAAGGAGGCGGAUUUGGGGAAGAAUGUAAAUAGAAUUGCUGAUAGUGGGACGACUGCUGUGCCAUUAGUUGUUGAGGCAGCUAAGGAGGAAGAGGAAGUUGUCAUAAAGGAAGUAAUCAGUAUUCCACAUAAAAAGGAAGCAGUACAAAAGAGGGCAACACUGAGGAUAGGAUCAGAAGGAGAUGAAGUAAGAGUGAUGCAGGAAGCUUUGCAGAAACUUGGGUUUUACUCUGGUGAAGAGGACAUAGAAUAUUCUAGCUUCUCAAGUGGAACUGAGCGUGCUGUAAAAACUUGGCAAGCUACUUUAGGAGCACCGGAAGACGGCAUAAUGACUGGAGAUCUCUUGGAGAGGUUAUUUGGAAAUUCUGGCUUAGGAAUGACCAACAAUCAAGAACAUGAAGGAAUUGGUCCAAAGAAGAGUACAAAUGGAGUCCCAGUUGGUGCCAUUACAGACAUAUCUAAAGUUGAGCAGACGGUUGUAACAGAAGAAGGUGUAUCAAAAGUUGAAGCCUCUCAACACAGAGUAUUUCUUCUUGGAGAGAAUCGGUGGGAAGAACCUUCCAGGCUUUCUGGUAAUAGCAAAAGAACUGUAACCAAGAGUACAAGUGCAAAUGUUGCAACCAAGUGCCUUUCUUGCCGUGGAGAAGGCCGUUUAUUAUGCAUGGAAUGUGAUGGAACUGGCGAACCAAACGUUGAGCCACAGUUCUUGGAAUGGGUAGAUGAAGGAUCAAAAUGUCCCUACUGUGAAGGUCUUGGAUAUGUAACCUGCGAUGUCUGUGGGGGAAGAACAGCAACAGCUGCUUAAAUAUACAUAUCCAGAUAUGUAAAUAUAGCCAUUUAGCACCAACGUUAUUUUUUAACUUAAGCCAAUAUUAAUAGAAGAAAAUUUCCAUGUCUUCUUUUUUCUUUGCUCUGAUAGUAUAAAUUCUAUGGAGAUGUUCAGAUGGUCUUCAGCAGGUCAGGAUUUGGUGUAUAGAAUUAAAACCUGAAUUUAAGCACAAUCAUAUAUUAUUUGGGAUCAAAA